AUAACGCCCAUGUUGAAGGGCAUUUACCAAUAUCAAUUGCUUAAUGCUGAUCCUUUCAUCUUUGAAUGAAGAACAUUCUUCGUCGUUCUGGGCUUCUAAACCGUAGUUGCGCAAGGCACUGAUUGCAAUUCCAAACUUCAUCGGUCGAGGAAACCUUUGAACAAACUGCGCUGAUUUAAUAUUUGUUUUAAGCACGUCCAUUCUGACAUUAAAGCUCGUAGUCUUGGAACAAUUGUCAUCAGAAUGGAUUACAGAGCGGUUUUGCAGGAAUUGACUUGGACCAGAACAAUCCUCACCUUGCUCAGCGCAACCAUCACCUAUAGUGUGACUUGCGUACUUUAUAACGCAUUCUUGCAUCCGUUGCGCGGUUUUCCAGGACCUAAACUUGCGGGGGCGACAGGUCUGUAUCUCGGGUUCUACAAAUUCCACGGUGAAACACACGUCGUCGUGAAAAGACUUCAUGACGAGUAUGGCCCUGUGGUGCGAGUGGGUCCAAAUCAGUUGUCUUUCAUCGAGGAGACUGCGUGGAAGGACAUCUACGCGUAUCGUGGAAAGGAUAGGUCCCAAAUGCAAAAGGGAGACAAGCGAGGUCCAGGACCCAAAGGGCCUUAUCAUAUUAUCAAUGCACCAGACGAUGUCCAUGCUCGCCAGCGGAAGAUUUUAUCAUCCUCGUUCAGUGAUCGGGCACUUCGAGACAAUCAGUCGCUUCUGAUCGGCUAUACUGAAGAUGUAGCUACGAGAAUUCGAGAGCACGCCGCGACGAAAACACCCAUUGAUAUAGCCAAGUACGUUGAGUUUUACACCUCGGACAUCAUCAGUGAUUUUUGCUUCACAGAGUCGUACGGGCAGCUGAAGGCCAGGGAGCAAGAACCGGUCAUUGCAGCGAUCCACAAAUUCAUACCUAUUGAGGCGAAAAUUAGCAUACUUCCUGCUCCUUUGGCCUUUUUCAUAUUGCUGCAGAUCUUAGGCCGCAACCAAAUAAGGAUGCUUGCCAAAGCGGAGCAACAAAUCAAGACGAGGCUGCAAAAGAAUAUCGACAAGAAGGACGUCAUGCACCAGCUGAUCAGUCACAUUUCGGAAGAUGGGAACGGCAUAACGUUUCGCGAACUGAGCCUAAACACUUUGAUAUUGAUGCUGGCUGGCUCCGAGACAACGGCAACGGCACUGGCAGGAGCAUUCUACUACGUGCUGAAGAACAAGCAUGUCCUACGGAAGCUGACGGAAGAGAUACGAGGCUGCUUUAAUUCGACGCACGAGAUCACCCUCGACAAGCUUGCCCGACUGCCCUAUCUGAAUGCCGUAAUUGAGGAGUCGUUGAGACUGUACUCCCCCGUCCCAGCUGCGCUCAGUCGCGUCACUCCUCCCGGCGGCGCUUCCAUAAGCGGUCACUGGAUCCCAGGCAACACCACAGUUGGAAUCCCUCACUUCGCCGCCUUCCGUUCGGCCAGGAACUUCGCUGACCCGGACGCGUUCCAUCCCGAGCGCUGGCUGCCGAACAGACCGGUCGAAUUCGAAACUGACCGGAGGGCGGCCUUCCAGCCGUUCUCUGCCGGCCCGCGCAACUGCCUGGGCAUGAACCUGGCGUACGCGGAGCUCCGCUUGCUUCUCGGCCGCCUGUUUUACGAGUUCAACUUUGCCCUUGUGGACGAGGAAAGUCGGUGGGACGAUCAGAAAGCGUACAUGCUCUAUAGAAAGCCACCGCUGAUGUUGCACGUUGCUCCUCGCCUUUAGAGCACAAGAAAGGGAUAAGGGGUGGGGAAGCGAGGAGUGGAGAAACAAAGAGUAGGUCAUCUUCGAGCGAUCAGUUUUUGACAUUUCGUCCCGCCUUGCGAAUAUCUUGGCUUAUUUCUCAUUCUAUCCUACAAGUAAUUAUUACCCCAUCUCCUCUUGGACUUUAAGGUUUAAUUCCCGAUUUGGAAUCGUCAUGCGUCUCAAGAUCAUCUGCCUAUUGUCCGUUAUACAUUACCUUUGGCUCUAUAGCGUCAAAGCUCUCAAAUAGUCGUGUUCAUUAUCGUACAUAAAUUUUCUAGUCGCAGAUCAGGUCGUAAAUUUUUUGGGCCUCUCGACUCGGUUGCAUCAACAUCAAAGACGCUUUCUCGUCUUUCACUCGUUGACAACCACCCGCUUUCGGUAGUUCGGCACCUGCGUCCUAUUGUACCAGAGCGGUGCAUCUGUUGGAAGCACAGGUAGUGGAGCAGUCAUUCCGCUAGGG
Messenger RNA from Verruconis gallopava, 2212 nucleotides. RefSeq lists its product as uncharacterized. NCBI's taxonomy places the organism in Eukaryota, Fungi, Ascomycota, Dothideomycetes, Venturiales, Sympoventuriaceae. The record is from RefSeq and is a predicted model, not a curated record. The transcript is spliced from 5 exons. The coding region runs from base 244 to 1731 and encodes 495 amino acids. Gene Ontology annotation, molecular function: heme binding; monooxygenase activity; oxidoreductase activity, acting on paired donors, with incorporation or reduction of molecular oxygen.